GCCAGAAACGGGAAGGCACUGUAUAAACAAAUGACUGAUAAGAUACGAGAAUAGCUCAUGUCAUCGAUCAACAGUAGCGAGAUUUGCACACCAUUCAUUUCAAUUGAAUCAAGCGCUAACUGUACAAUGUCCCCGGUGUCGGACAUAUUAGUACCCAUUGCGCGGCCGGAUUGGCCUGCCCUCCGUGUCUUAUUCGAAACCAGUGAUCUCGAGACCGAAAUCCCGUGCAACACCAUUCAAAACUACAUCGAUUGGACCGAGCGCGAUCCGAAGAUUCGUCACCUGGAGAUCCUCAGUCUGAACGACAGCUGGCGCCAAAAUGGAACAUUUAUUGUUCUGGACCGUCACGAGAUGUUUUUCUUCUCGCUGGAACCAUCGAACGAAUCUCUCGAACGAGCACUGGAACUAAUCGAUUGGGAUUUCCCGUAUCGAACCUACGGCAUUCUUGAUAAGCAUCAAUUGGUAAUGAAACGAGUGCUCCAAAAGCUGAAUGUGCCAUUCCCCAACGUGUCCGUCGCUUGCAAUCUGUAUCUGUUACCGAAGGAAGUUGGUCUCGGUUUGGAAGUGCUGCCUCCGCCGGCUGGUUUUCGAUUGGCUGAACUGAAAGUUCAUCACGCCCAAAUCAUCAACGCAACCUGGGCAUUUCGGAGUGGAGCAUCCGAAUAUGCCAUCACGCGCUGCAUAGCUUGGAACACCAACGUGGGAUUGUUCGACGAGCAGAACGAGUUGGUCGCAUGGUGUUUGCUGAACAAUUUGGGAAUCAUUUGUGUGCUGUAUACGGUCGAAGCGUACCGGCGGAGGGGAUUGGCGGAAGUGGUGCUGAGGGCAAUGGUGACGAAAUUGGCCAAUCAGGGAAUGAAUUCCGUUGCGAGUGUGUUGCUCUCAAAUGCCCCUUCCAGAGCUUUGUUUGAAAAACUGGGCUUCGAGGGGGACGCAACUUUGCAUGAUACUUGUCAUCGGGUUGAUCGAUUGGUGGAGUGGAACUUUUUCUAGCAGGAGUGGAGUGAGUGGAUGCUGGGAGGGACAUUUGUCAGCGGGAAUGACUCAAGUCCGUAGAAUUGUUACUUUUUCAGUGCACAGUUCAAACAAGGACUAGCCUUGAUUUGCUUUUGCGUUAAGGCUGAAAUAAAGAAAGUAUAAAUUU
Molecule: messenger RNA, 1144 nt
Organism: Ochlerotatus camptorhynchus
Lineage: Eukaryota; Metazoa; Arthropoda; Insecta; Diptera; Culicidae
Exons: 2
Coding region: 58-993 (311 amino acids)
Molecular function (GO): acyltransferase activity, transferring groups other than amino-acyl groups
Source: RefSeq, a predicted model, not a curated record